This is a messenger RNA of Coffea eugenioides, 2116 nucleotides long. Its product is annotated as splicing factor SF3a60 homolog. Lineage: Eukaryota; Viridiplantae; Streptophyta; Magnoliopsida; Gentianales; Rubiaceae. Gene Ontology annotation, molecular function: zinc ion binding; RNA binding. The record is from RefSeq and is a predicted model, not a curated record. Gene Ontology annotation, cellular component: nucleus; spliceosomal complex. The transcript is spliced from 12 exons. Gene Ontology annotation, biological process: mRNA splicing, via spliceosome. Bases 179 to 1717 code for a protein of 512 amino acids.
AGAGUAGGUAUUUGAUCAUCGACAUCGUGCAACUGUGUCCUUAUUACUGCUCUUAACUCAACGACGCCGCAUCCAACGAUUUCUUAGGCAUUCAGCCAUUUUUUCCAUUCUUCUGACAGCAUCUGCAAAACCCUAGUUUGCCGAAUUAGCACCUUAAAGAACAGAGGACAACACAAGAAUGUCAUCGACCUUGUUGGAGGUGACGCGUGCAUCGCACGAGGAGGUGGAACGGUUAGAAAGGCUUAUCGUCAAGGAUCUCCAGACGGAACCGCCUACCGCCAGGGACCGCCUUUACCAGAGCCACCGCGUUCGCAAUAUGAUCGAACAAAUUACUGAAACCACUAACAAACUUGUUGAGAUUUAUGAAGAUAAAGACAAUGCGAGGAAGGAUGAGAUUGCGGCGCUUGGUGGCCAGACUGCGACUGGGACUAACGUUUUCAGUGCAUUCUAUGAUAGAUUAAAAGAGAUUCGCGAAUACCAUAGACGGCAUCCUGCUGCCCGUGUUAUAGAUGCCAAUGAUGAGUAUGAACAGAUUCUCAGAGAAGAGCCUCAAAUUGAGUUUAGCGGGGAGGAAGCUUCGGGACGAUACCUUGAUUUGCACGAGUUGUACAAUGAUUAUCUUAACUCUAAAUUUGGAGAGAGAAUUGAAUACACUGCUUAUCUUGAUGUUUUUUCACAGCCACAUAAGAUUCCUCAGAAGCUCAAGUUUAUGAGGCAAUACAUGGAAUAUUUGCAGAAACUAUUAGAGUACCUUGUGUAUUUUUUUGAGCGAACGGAACCUUUGCAAGAUCUUGGCAGAAUAUUCUCGAAGGUUACUACAGAAUUUGAAGAGCAAUGGACAAGUGGCAAUGUAGAAGGAUGGGAGAAUGAGAGUCAAGAAAAUGGACACGCUUCAGACGAGCAUCCUGUGAUUGAUCUUGGGAAAUAUAGUACAGUUGAAGAGUUGAUCAGAGACAGCGAAGUGGGACCUGAGAAGUUAAAGAAGGCCUUGGCUGCACUGGGUCUGAAGACAGGAGGUACAGUUGAGGAGCGCGCAAAGAGGCUUUUCCUUACCAAGGAUAAGCCUCUUGAAGAGUUGGACAGGAAAAAUUUUGCCAAAGCUUUUCAUCAAUCAGAUCUGAAUGGUGUUCUUUCAACUCCACUGUCAGGUAAAGAUGCCAAAGAGAUUGCGCUGAUGGAAGCCAAAGUGAGCAAGCUCUGUGACUUGUUGGAUGAAAAUAUUGUACGGACAAAAGAAAAUGUAGUGAAAAAGCAGGCUUUGACAUACGAGGAAAUGGAAGCAGAACGUGAAGAGGAGGAGGUACAAGCAGAAUCUGAAAGUGAUGACGAGGAACAGCAGAUUUAUAAUCCACUCAAGCUGCCCAUGGGUUGGGAUGGGAAACCUAUACCAUACUGGUUGUAUAAACUUCACGGGCUUGGUCAGGAAUUCAAAUGUGAGAUUUGUGGGAAUUACAGCUACUGGGGUCGCAGAGCAUAUGAACGGCAUUUCAAGGAAUGGAGGCAUCAGCAUGGAAUGAGAUGCCUUGGUAUUCCAAAUACAAAAAAUUUCAAUGAGAUCACAUCAAUUGAGGAAGCUAAGCAACUUUGGGAGAGAAUCCAGCAAAGGCAGGGAUUGAACAAGUGGCGCCCUGAUCUUGAAGAAGAAUAUGAAGAUCAAGAGGGUAACAUCUACAACAAAAAGACAUACACCGAUCUGCAACGCCAGGGUCUUAUUUAGAUAACAUAAUUCUUCCAGGUUUUAGUUGAAAUCCUUGGAUCCUUUUUCAGAUGUAGAUGUAGAUUUGUUGAACUGUGGAUGCUUUUUAUUUUGAUCAUCACAUGGUCCAUCACUUUCAACUGAAGGGUGCUUUGGUGUCUCCAUUGCCAUUCUUAUCAAAGGCUUGUAUCUACAAGAUUGCGGGGACGGAAUGCUCUAGGUCUCCAGAAAGCUCUUCGAGGAAAUUGCGUUGCAGGUGCUAUCGGUACAUGAACAAGAAGCAUAGCUCGUCAAAAAAGGAUGCCGAGAGUCUUGUGGGCCUAUUAUGCCAAGUUAUCUUUGUGGUUCACUAUUGUUAGUAGGCUUGUCGCAAUUCCAUUGGAGCAACUAUAUCAUUAAAAUUCAUCUCUCUGUUUACGA